Messenger RNA from Aplysia californica (California sea hare), 3224 nucleotides. Its product is annotated as cysteine--tRNA ligase, cytoplasmic. Gene Ontology annotation, biological process: cysteinyl-tRNA aminoacylation. Gene Ontology annotation, molecular function: cysteine-tRNA ligase activity; ATP binding. The record is from RefSeq and is a predicted model, not a curated record. Bases 260 to 2446 code for a protein of 728 amino acids. Gene Ontology annotation, cellular component: cytoplasm. The transcript has 22 exons. NCBI's taxonomy places the organism in Eukaryota, Metazoa, Mollusca, Gastropoda, Aplysiida, Aplysiidae.
UCAUCUCCCGUCUCCCACACUGCAGUAGUAGUGGGCCUUGGCCUAGCAUAGUUCAUUCAGGAUACUGCUACUGCUAGAUUAGAAUACGUGUAGAUCUGCACCACAGAAUUCUACACUUUCCGUGCACAGCUGUUGUGUAUGUUGUAGCUGCAAGACAACGGUGUCUAUAGAAAGUGAAUAUGAAUAACUUCGUCACGCAAUUUUAGCGGUGUAACGAUUAAGAUGAGUAGACUUCACUUUAGAAAUAUUUUGAGCGAAAAUGAAAAGAUCACAGCCAAAAUGGGAACCGCCAUCUGGGGAGGGAAAACCUGUACUCCGCCUUUUUAAUAGUUUGACGAGACGAAAGGAAGUUUUUGUACCACAGAGAGGUAAUAUCGUGACGUGGUACAACUGUGGUCCAACUGUUUAUGAUGCAUCUCACAUGGGGCAUGCCAGGUCCUACAUUUCUUUUGACAUUUUGCGUAGAGUGUUGAUGGACUACUUCAAGUAUGACAUCUUCUAUAGCAUGAACAUCACAGAUAUUGAUGACAAGAUCAUUGUCCGUGCUCGUCAGAAUCACUUGAUGCAGCAGUACAUUGAUGCAGGCCACAGCCCACAGCAGGUGGAGCAGGAUUUAGGAGAGGCGCUACAGCUGCUUGAUGGCAAGAUUGCAAAUGAGACCAGUCCAGAAAAACUGGCUAUGCUGACUAAAACCAAGGCGAAAGUUGCUGCUCUUGUAGACAGUGGGGAUGCUGGGAAGAAUGCUUUGCUGCAAGAAGUGAAGGAAGUACUUGCACCAUGGCUGGACAAGAACAAGGGGUCAAUGGUCACAGAAAACGCAAUUUUCUCUGAACUCCCUAGGUUUUGGGAGGAAGAAUUCCACAAAGACAUGGCUGCCCUAAAUGUGUUACCAGCUGAUGUCCUCACGCGAGUCAGUGACUAUGUGCCAGAGGUGGUGACCUUCAUUCAGAAGAUAAUAGACAACGGCUUUGCGUAUGAGUCUAAUGGAUCGGUUUACUUUGACACAAAGGCUUUUGAUGCAGCUCCAAACCAUUUCUACGCUAAGCUGCUUCCAGAAGCGUUUGGAGACAAGAAGGCCUUGUCAGAGGGGGAAGGUGAGCUGAGUGUGUCAGAGGAGAAGCAGAGUGAGAAGAAAAGCGCGACCGACUUUGCCGUGUGGAAAGGCUCCAAGCCUGGGGAGCCCUCUUGGGACUCUCCUUGGGGGAAGGGCCGUCCCGGCUGGCACAUUGAGUGUUCUGUCAUGGCAAGCGACAUUCUUGGAGAAUCCAUGGACAUUCAUUCUGGUGGAUUUGACUUAAAGUUUCCUCACCAUGACAAUGAGUUGGCCCAGUCAGAGGCCUAUUUCGGACACGACCACUGGGUGUACUACUUUAUUCACUCUGGCCACCUUACCAUUGACGGCUGCAAAAUGUCCAAGUCACUCAAGAACUUUAUCUCCAUCAAAGAGGUGCUGAAGAAGUACUCAGCACGUCAGGUGAGGCUGCUGUACCUGUUGCAUUCCUGGAAGGACACCAUGGACUACAGUGAGAACACGAUGGACGUCGCUCUGGAGUUUGAGCGCACUCUCAAUGAGUUUUUCUUAACGGUGAAAGACAGCCUGAGGGGUAUAGCGAGUGAUGGCUGCCUGGCGUGGACAAAGUGGACGAGUGAUGAAGUAAAGUUGAACAAUAAGCUGCUUGAGAAACAAGAAGGUGUCUACGAAUCCCUUUGUGAUAACAUUGACACAAGAGGGGCUAUGGACCACAUUCGUGAGCUUGUCAGCGCAGGAAACUUGUACAUUUCAGCUAUGCGGUCCUCUCAGCGACAACCCAAUCGAGCUCUUCUCAUGAAAGUGGCCACCUACAUCACUGAUUUGCUUAAGAUCUUUGGUGCUAUUCCUAAGGAACAGGCUAUUGGUUUCCCACAGGGAGGAUCUCAGAAUGCAAAUUUGGAAGAGGCUGUUAUGCCCUACCUGUCGGCCUUUGCAGACUUUAGAGAGCAAGUGCGAGUGACUGCGCGAGAACACAAAGCCACUGACAUUCUGAAACAAUGCGACCGUGUUCGGGAUGACACAUUACCUGCCUUGGGUGUGCGGCUGGAGGAUCAUGAGGGGGCACCACCAGUCAUCAAACUGGUUGACAAGGACACUCUAAUGAAGGAAAGAGCUGAAAAACUUCGGAUAGAAGAACAGAAGAAAGCAGAAAAGGAGAGAAAGAAAAAGGAAAAGGAAUUGGAGCAGGCUGCGAAAGAAGCUCAAAAGAGAAUUCCACCUUCGGAGAUGUUUAGGAAGGAGACUGACAAAUAUUCAGCUUUUGAUAAGAAGGGCCUCCCCACACAUGAUGCAGCGGGCCAGGAACUCACCAAGUCAGCCAUGAAGAAAGUGCUCAAGCUGUAUGAGGCUCAGGAAAAGAAGUACAGAGACUACCUCAAGACUGUGGAAGAGAAGCAAGCUAACGGAGAAUCUUGACCUGUGCCAGCCACUAGUCAUGCAUGUCUUCUCUUGUUUCCAAAGUGCUUUUCAUCGCGUUGCAAAUCUGGGCUGUUGGCUAUGACUCGUUUAUUUAUAUUUUUUUCUCCAUGCAUCUCUUGUUAUCUAUUUAUUUUAUAUUUAUACGUUGCUUUGCUAGUCUUUUUUAGGUUUUAGAAUGGGGCAAAUUUGGAUUGAGGAAAGGGCAGGGGUUAGAGUGUGAUGGAAAAGAUUUAGGUAUUGAAUAGAUCAUCUUAAUACAGUGGUGUCUUCUUCCUGGCCUGAUGGAACUUUUGUAGGUCAACAAAUUGUUUUUCUCAUUGAGUAUGAAUUGGAGAAUCAUGUAUAAUGAAAGCAAAUCCAGUCUUUACUUUACCUUUUCUUUUUUAGAUAUCUUUGAUAGUGAGGACAGAAUGAGAAUGAAAUGAGGAGGAAGAUCCAUGUUUGUCUGGUUCUGAGUCCUGAUAACAUUUUUCACUUAAUGACUGAGUGGAGUGUCAAAUGAACGACUUUUACUGGAUCUGGACAGGGGGUCUUCACAAAUUUCCUGAAACCAGGGGGUAAAUCCCAGCCUAUAUUCAUGGCCAGAAAAGCUUCUGAAGACGAUGAUGGAGACUUCACUUUGCUAUUUUUUAAAAUUGUGCCUUCUUGAAGGGCAUGUCUUUCUCCCAUUGUUGAAGUGUUUUUCAUCGUGUUGCAUUGUGAAUCUGGACUACUGGCUGUCUUAGGGUUUUUUUCCUGUAUGCUUUUGUUACUUAUUUAUUUAGAUUUUACUGCA